Molecule: messenger RNA, 4907 nt
Organism: Malaclemys terrapin pileata
Lineage: Eukaryota; Metazoa; Chordata; Testudines; Emydidae
Gene: DNAI2
Product: dynein axonemal intermediate chain 2
Exons: 14
Coding region: 52-1824 (590 amino acids)
Biological process (GO): cilium movement; outer dynein arm assembly
Cellular component (GO): outer dynein arm
Molecular function (GO): dynein light chain binding; dynein heavy chain binding
Source: RefSeq, a predicted model, not a curated record
GGCUGCAGAGAGCCGGGCCCGGAGCGGAUCUACCCCCCGCCGGCAGGCACCAUGGAGAUCGUCUACGUGUAUGUGAAGAAGCGCAGCGAGUUUGGCCGACAAUGUAACUUCUCCGACCGGCCGGCUGAGACCAACGUGGACAUCCAGCCAGACCCGAGCCAAGCCACAAACUUCAUCGAGAGGGACCCCAUUGAUGCUGCAAUACAGUGUGCCAGUGAUAUGUCAGAGCAUGAGGUCAACACGGAGAGAUUUGAGAUGGAAAAUGAGGGGGUUAACCACUUGGAAGGAGGGUGGCCAAAAGACGUCAACCCGCUGGAGAUGGAGCAGACCAUUCGCUUCCGGAAGAAAGUGGAGAAAGAUGAGAACUAUGUCAACACCAUCAUACAGCUCGGCAGUCUGAUGGAGCACUGCAUCAAACAGAACAAUGCGAUCAAUAUCUACGAGGAGUACUUUGACGAGGAGGAGACCGCAGACGUAGCAGAUGAGCCUCCGUCUGCAAAAACCAUCAAUGUCUUCAGGGAUCCAAAUGUAAUCAAAAGGACAGCCACCCAUCUCUCCUGGCACCCAGAUGGAAGCAAGAAGCUGGCAGUAGCUUAUUCCAGCCUGGAGUUCCAACGAAGCUCUAAAGAUAUGAGCUAUGAGUCAUACAUAUGGGAUCUUGAAAAUCCCAACAGACCAGACCUGGUUCUCAGGCCAUCAUCCCCGCUUGUGAGCCUGGAAUACAACCCCAAAGACUCUCACAUCCUGGUUGGAGGAUGCUAUAAUGGACAGAUCGCUUACUGGGACACCAGGAAAGGAGGACAGCCGGUGGAGCUUUCCACCGUAGAAUUCAGCCACAGGGACCCCGUGUAUGGAAUGAUCUGGCUUCAAUCCAAAACCGGCACAGAGUGUUUCUCCGCUUCUACCGAUGGGCAGGUCCUGUGGUGGGAUAUCCGUAAGCUGACCGAGCCCACUGAGACACUGGUGAUGGACAUCAGCAGGAAAGGAGUCUUGGAGAACGCUUUAGGAGCCAUCGCGCUGGAGUUUGAACCAACCAUGCCGACCAAGUUCAUGGUGGGGACGGAACAAGGCGUGGUGAUCACCUGUAACCGCAAGGCCAAGACACCUGCGGAAAAGAUAGUUGGCACAUACAGUGGGCACCAUGGCCCCAUCUAUGCCCUGGCAAGGAACCCUUUCUUCCCCAAGAAUUUCCUGACAGUCGGGGACUGGACUGCUCGGAUCUGGUCUGAGGACAGCAAGGAAUCAUCCAUCAUGUGGACCAAGUACCACAUGGCUUACCUAACAGACGGGUGCUGGAGCACCAUCCGGCCAGCUGUCUUCUUCACAACCAAAAUGGACGGGACCCUUGAUGUCUGGGAUUUCCUCUUCAAACAGAACAACCCCUCCCUCAGCGUGAAGGUCUGUGACGAGCCUCUCUUCAGCCUGCGUCUGCAGGACAACGGGCGUUUCAUUGGCUGCGGUUCUAAGCUGGGCACCGUGACCCUGCUGGAGGUCUCUUCCGGGCUCUGUACCCUGCAGAGGAACGAGAAGAACCUGGCCACGGCGAUGUUUGAGCGAGAGACAAAGCGAGAGAAGAUCCUGGAGGCCCGGCACCGGGAGAUGCGUCUGAAGGAGCGCACCAAGGCUGAGGGCAAGGAGGAGGACGUGAAGGUGGAGACGGAGGAGGAGAAGCCUGAGGAGCAGCUGGCCAGAGUCCAGAAGGAGUUCUUCGAGAUCAUCGAAGCAGAGAUCAGGAGGAAGGAGCGGGCAGCCAAGCUGUCGAGAGCCCAGGAGAAGGAAGUUACAGAUGAAAACGAGGACGAGGACCCUUACAAGGAGAAGUGAGCCUGGCGUGUGGAUCGCACAGUCGCACUUCAUUUAUUCUCGUACGAGUGCAGGUCCUUUCCCCUUUGGAUCUUUUCUACAAGAGAGACUGGAUUAAUAAACUGCAGCAUUUUUAAGCCAUGUCUGGUUGGGUCCAACAGACGUCAGGGUGGCGGGAUCUGUAUGUUACAAUCCGCUUUGCAUCCUGGACCGAUGGAAGAGGCGGGCAGCCAUUCCCCGGGCGCCGCUGUCUGCUUAGAGACCGUGCUGCCUCCCCUACGCAGACCCGCAGCAGCAGCCGCUGGAGGUCUGUGCCGUGUUCUGUUCCGCCUGCUCUCCUUCACCCACCUGCCCACAGGAGCAGGGGACGUUCCCCUUCCCCUCAAUAACCAGGUGGUUUUACGACAUGACAAAAGGCCAAACAGUCCUGGUCAAACACUUGGCUCCUCUCCUUGUCCCACCAUACACCUGGCAGCCACUGCGCCAGCUCGCCAGGCCUAGUGAUCCCAGCUGGGGCGGCCUGUCUAGUCUGUCGAGGUUCCCCUGGGACACUCAUCCAUGCGGGAUCUGCCUCGGUCGUGGAACUGAUUGGCUGGUUCCAAAGCCGCAGGCACACUCACCACUCUCCUGCUGACAGCAAAGGGGCCAGGCGCUGGAAUACUCCCCGGGGAGGGGUACGAGGAUGCACCGCGUGUGUGUGUUUGGCUGCAGGCGUGCAUGUGACCCGGAGAAGCGGGGACUGAGUGCCUGUGUAGCAGCAGCAGGAAGAUGAUCAUGGCAGAAGCAAAGCCCCCUUGUAUAAAUACAGGUGCACUGCUGCGGUAAUGUGCACACCUGGCUAGAAACUUCAGGCAGGGAUGGGGAGAUUGCUGCACAUUCGUGGCUGUAACUUCAGUCUGCUCCGGGCAGGAGCUUUCUCCUCCUGAAGCUGCUACUCCGCGGGGAGAGCUCAGAGCUGCGGAGCUCCCGUGCAUUGCCCUGCGGAAAGGCCUUUCCAGUGUCUUGCAGUUGGGAAAGUGAAAGCAGCUCUCCGGGCCACUCACCCAGCGUUUUUGUACAGAGCCCCUUCUCCAUGUGGCCUCUCAGGCACGUCAGUGUAGUCAUCCCCUUUGUACAGAUGGGGAAACUGAGGCACGGAGUGAGGGAGUGACUCACCCAGAGCCAGGAAUAGAACCCAGGAGUCCUGACUGCAUCCGGUAGAGCAGACUCUGUCCCUCAGUAGCCCUGCCCCCUAGCUCCUCCCCCAUCCUGCCCCACGCCUGUUCCCAUCUGAGUGUUGUUAUUGCUGCUAUUGAUUCUCUGUGUCACCGUAGUUCCCAGGUGACCCAGUCGUGGAGCAGGGGCCCAGUGCGCUAGGCACUGUACAAACACAGAACAGGUACGCGUACCCUGGACGUACGCAGAGGUCUGCUGGGGGGACAUCAACUCCUCUAGAGAUUUGCCUAGUUUUACAACAGGCUACAUUAAAAGCACUAGCGAAGUCACUACAAACUACAAUUUCACACAGACCGUGACUUGUUUGUACUGCUCUAUGUCCUACACGCUGCAGUAGAAGGACAGUAUUUCUAUUCCACUGGAUUUAUUUUAUAAUUCUGUGGUAAAAAGGAGAAAGUCCGCGAUUUGUCAGUAAGUGGCUGGGACACUUUUGUGUUUCUGUGUCUGAUGUUGUAAGCAAGCAGUUUUGAAGUGAGGUGAAACUUGGCGUCCGCAGGACAAAUCAGACUCCUGAACGAGGGACAGGAGUCCGGAAAGGUUGAGAGCCGCUGUGCUAGAGAAGGGCAAGCUGGUGGAGGGGCUCCGUGCUCCAAGCGCCAGGCUAGGGACGGGAUCACUGACAGGAGACAAGCAGGGAGAUGGCACGUGGCGAGGCCAGAGGAAAGGAGGUUGCGGAGAUCGAGAGGUUGCGAGCCUGGCGAGGACAGGGAAGGCCGUAUCUCUGCAGAAAGAAUCUGCAUGAGCUAGCUAGAUGGAGACCCUCCCUGCACCAGUUUCUCAGCCAUUAGUCCAAUCUCCCCAGUGCGGAUUCUCCCUCCCCCCUGCUUGCCCUAGCCUGAGGGGAGGGGUCUGGCCCCACAGCUGGGAAAGGAGCCCAGGCUAAGAAAGGAGGGGUGGGGGUCCUCAUCCCUCCCCAGCAAAGCUGUGUUCCCCUAGGGAAUAUGCUCAUUCCCAGCUCUCAGCCGCCCGGGCCUUAGCCAGUGUCAUAGGUGGUGCGGUGCAGGGGCGGUGGCAGCCAGGGCUCCUGGGUUCUACACCCAGCUCUGCCUCUCGCUCUCUGUGGCCUUGGACAAGUCAUUUCCCCUCCUUGUGCCUCACUUUCUCCUGCUGUAAAGGGGGAUGACGCUGAGGCUGCGAGGCCGAAUUCCUGCUCCAAGGCCAGGCGCCCUAGAAACCCAACGGCACUCUGGGGCGACUGAGCAGCCAGCAGAUUGUGCUGCUGGGAUCGCAUGCGAUGCGGCCAGCUCUGGGGUGAAAUGAGGCGCACAGCAACCCAACCCAGCAGUCCGAGGGCAGGAAGUGAAGAGUCCUUGUCUGAUGGAGGUUGCCGGGGAAGUUAGGUUAGUAGCCUGUAAUGUCCAGAGAGAGAUUUGGACAGGAUCCCUCCUUUUGGUAGAUGUGCCCGGGGAUCUUUGAUUCCCUCAAGAGGCCCGGCCUCCAUUUUCCAUCACACCCAGACACUGGAUGUAUUUGCUGCUUGGGAAACCAACCAAGUGAUUUUAUGGGAAAUAAAACUCUCUGCCCAGAAGCCAGUUCACCUGCUGUCCCGCAAACGCUGGGUGAUCUAACCCCGCAGCCCUGCCCGCCUCCGUCUGAGCUUGACUCCAGCUCCGCAAACGGCCACUGUUUUCUGCUGAAAUAGACACCUUUAACAAAGCUCCCACAGGCCACACGGGUGCCAAUCAAACCCCACAGCGCCUCCUACCGUCCUGUCCAACUGGGGCUCUGCGGAGGGACAACCUCUGCCUCCCUCUGUAGGAACAUGUCUGUUUCUGUUUAUUUCAAAAGAGCCUGGUUUGAUUUCUGAGUCUGAAACCCUCUGGUACAUCUGGAUUCUGGCCGGGCUGUGUUCUUCCAAGCUAUUGAUUAAAUCCUGCUGAUGAUUUAUA